This is a messenger RNA of Myxocyprinus asiaticus (Chinese sucker), 3238 nucleotides long. Its product is annotated as synaptotagmin-like protein 2. The record is from RefSeq and is a predicted model, not a curated record. Gene Ontology annotation, cellular component: exocytic vesicle; plasma membrane. Bases 207 to 2843 code for a protein of 878 amino acids. The transcript has 16 exons. Lineage: Eukaryota; Metazoa; Chordata; Actinopteri; Cypriniformes; Catostomidae. Gene Ontology annotation, biological process: exocytosis; intracellular protein transport. Gene Ontology annotation, molecular function: small GTPase binding; neurexin family protein binding.
UGAGCCUUGUGGUGUUUAAACACGCUGAAAGUGCAACAACUCUCUUCCUCAAUCAAGCGCAACCAGUUCAACACCUCCGAGGGAGUUGAGAUUGCUUGUGCAUGCCUUCAGAUUCAUAAGGACUGGAAUUGGAUAGACACAUCUUAAUUAGAAGUAAAAGGAGUAGUUUACCUUGCGGAGAAAGAGGAGCGGUUGUUUUGGAGAGGAUGAAACAAUCUAAAAGUGCAUCAGAGUUGAUUGACUUGAGCUUUCUGUCUGCCGAGGAAGAGGCAGCUAUCCGUCAAGUGCUUCUGAGAGAUGAGGAUUUAAAACGACUCGAGAGUGGACGGGUCAGGAAACUGAGGCAGUCAGUCCCUGACCUUAAGCAGCUGAAGACCUUGACAGGUGAGUGGUUUGAAGAGCUCAGGGUCAAGCGAUACGGGCAGCAGACGGACGUCACAGCAGUAGUGAGGUCCUCCAUGAGAUGGAAGAAAACAGCAGCCCAUAAACCCAACCCUUUCCUGAAAGAUAUACUAGAGGAGAACAAAGAUGGUGAAAAGAAGGAGCGCAGCACAACUCCAAAUCCCUCAGCUAACCCUAGAUUAAUUCACCCAGUCCUUAGCAAAGAGACUUAUCAUCAAUAUACUGACGAGGACUUUAUGGAUGAUGAGACAUUAUCUGCUCUAAGUCUGGCUGGUAAAGGCUCCUCAGAAAAACAAAGAGCUGCAAAUAAUGGCAAACUUGCCCUCAAUGGCACUGACCCCAGAAACAAUUCAACAGAAACACAACACAAAGAAGUAUCUGGUGACAAAACUGUUUCGCCAAGUACAGUUCAAGUGCAACUUGAGACUAAAACUGAAAGUGGUGCUGCAAAACAAGCAACAAAUUCCGAGCGGAGGAGAAAGGUUUCACUCCCUCCUGCAUUAUGGAAAGACCAGUCAUUUGAAGAAAACUGGGUGAAUCUCUCACUAGAACCAAAUACAAUUAAACCGGCACCGGUUGAAAGCAGUGUUGGACCUAAACUGAGAGAGGGAAAAGAUGAUUCAAAUGAUUUCAAAGAUGACCACCCAUUUGAGAUGGGAAAGAAGAAAACAUCCAAAACCCAAGAUGAUCUGUUCUUACAGAAUGAAAGAACAGCUGAUGCAAGUAGGGUGGAAGAUUUCGAAAUGUCACCACCACACAGGACGCCAGAACCACGUGUCAGUGGUAAAGCUAUGCAGAGGGAUCUUGAUGCCCAUGAAGAUAAAGAAAAAAAUAACACCAAGCCAUCAAAUGAUCUGAACUCACAAAAAGACAUCCACAUUACAAGCCAAGCUUUAGCAGAACUAAGCAAAGACCACAUUUCAAUCACAUACGAGGGGGAUUUAAUGCACAGUGGAGAUGUUGGAUUGAAUGUUGACUCUAAACAUCAUGAGAAAGCAGAUGUUGAACCAGUUCAGCCAGGUACAGGGUCAAGUUUUCAACCAACAAGUAAAUAUGUUGCUGGGCUGGUCACUCUACCAGAACUGGAACAAGGUUCUUCAGAAUUGAAAGACGAGGAGGAAAAUAAUGAAUCAGACCAGAGGACUGAGUCUGAUAUUCUACUAAGUGUUCUUGCAAGAGCCCACAAGACAAGGCCACCUGUCUUAAAGAGGAUCACCACACUGGAGCCAAAGCCGGAGGCUGGAGAUGAUAUGAUUCCCACAAUUGUCAUUAUGUCAUCUGAAUCUCCAAACCCAAAAGAAAUGGAAGGUAAUAAACAUCCAACAUCUUUUUUGGAUACUUCAGUUGAGGCUUCCACAACUCCCUCUUACACUGCAGAUGCUUGGGAGGAUGAAGGCGUAGAUUCUGAUGAUGAUACUUAUGGGUCGGAACUCUCCAGCAGAAAAGGCUAUUCUGCUACUGCAUUGUCACUUACUGAUCGCACCGGUAGUUUGCUGAGUGUGUACAGUGAUGCAGGGGACUUUGGAGAUGUUGAGGUGCAGGGCUCUGUGGAGUUUGCAAUGAUGUACAGCCCUGUUGGAGAGCUCAUAAUAAUGAUUGAACAGUGUCAAGAUCUGGCUAUUGCCAUUCCCCGUAAACAACGUACUGAUCCUUAUGUGAAGACUUACCUCUAUCCAGACAAGUCUCACCGCAGCAAAAGGAAAACGUCCAUCAAGAAACGCACUGUUAACCCAGUUUAUGUUGAAUCUCUGAGAUACAAGGUGAAACGUGAAGAGCUACCGGAAAAGACUCUGAAUCUGUCGGUGUGGCACAAUGACUCUAGGGGAAGAAAUAUGUUCCUAGGGCAGGUUGAAAUCAGUCUGAAGACCUGGGACUGGGGACAUGAGGCCCUUUCCUGGUACAACCUACAGCCCAAGACUGCAGAAAAUCAAGAAUCGCAAGAGUCUCAUGGAUCUUUAUCAGUUUCGCUGAAAUAUGUUCCUUAUGAGACCACCGGUGGAUCGAAAAACAAUACUGGGGAGAUUCAUGUCUGGCUGCGAGAGGCAAAAGAAUUACGUCGCCUGAAGCCUCAGGGAGUUGAUUCUUUUGUUAAAUGCUUCAUAUUACCAGAUUCCAGGAAGAAAAGCCGUCAGAAGACCCGUGUGGUAAAGAAGACCCAGGACCCGGUAUAUAACCAUACCAUGGUGUAUGAUGGAUUCAAAGCAGGCGAAGUCAGUGAGACCUGUUGCGAACUGACCGUGUGGGAUCAUAAUGCACUGUCCAAUCAGUUUCUCGGAGGUCUGCGCCUCAGUCUUGGAACAGGGCAAAGCUAUGGCAAGAAAGUUGAUUGGAUGGAUUCAAUGAAUGAGGAAGUUGAAAUAUGGAAAAGAAUGUUGGCCAAUCCAAACAGAUGGGUUGAGGCUGAACUUCCCCUGAGGUCCUCCAUGACCUCAAGGAAAUAAACCUCCUGAAGUUCAUUUGUGCGCUCAGAUGUUUUGUGGUUUUUGAAGAGAAAAACAGUUGUUGGUUGCUUAAACAAAACCAAGCAUUGUCGAUUGCCAAAUACAUUUCUUAAUUUCAGUCUUUCUCUAAACAAAAAAGGAUGUUGGCUGCUCCAGAUAAACAUAUACACAGUAAAUAAUAUAUAAAUAUAUAAAAUAAAUAUGUUGGAAAUUGUGUCUGGGCAUAUAUGAUUAUGUUUAAAAUAACAGAGUAUAUUAAAGUUGUCCAUCAAUGUCUGAAUGAAUUAUAGUCUUGAUAUAUUGUAAGUACUUUAUCAGCUGUAAUUGAUUCCUUGCCAAAUAAAACAAAAUAAAAACAACUUUGAGAAUGAAUUUAUUUUUAUAAUUGGUUUAUU